Anas platyrhynchos (mallard) is the source of this 1452-nucleotide messenger RNA. The record is from RefSeq and is a predicted model, not a curated record. NCBI's taxonomy places the organism in Eukaryota, Metazoa, Chordata, Aves, Anseriformes, Anatidae.
CGCUGCAGACCUCGUUGCAAUGCUCCACAGUAGAAUGUGGCCGGCACACCCGACUGCCUUGGUGGAGAGACCACCGCUCGUGCGAUCCAGAUGUUCCCAAGGCUGUUCAGGUUGCGGGACUCGGGACCUUUGCUGUUCUCCAAGAGCAAUUCCACGUCAAGCAAAAGCGGCUCCUGAUUCGCAAACCGUUCUUCCAGCUGGACAUUGAUGAGGCGUGGCUGGAGGACAUGUACUGUCCCCCUGAGAUCCUCCCUGAUGACGUCAAGGUCGAGCAGCUGAACUACCUGCAGCUAGCGCAAGCCACCUCCUUCCCACUGUACAUGGUGCAGGAGUGUGUGCAAGAGACCAUCGUCUUGUACUGUUGCCUCCUGAAGAACAAGGAGCACGUCCCCUUUGCCUUCAGGGACAUCGGUGUUUUGACCUGCGAAGAUGAUUUCCUGUGCAUGAAGUUUUAUCCGGACUGUGUUAAACGUCUGGAGAGCGCUGAGGACCUCAUUGCAAUGCUCCACAGUAGAAUGUGGCCAGCACACCCGACUGCCUUGAGUGGAGAGACCACCGCUCGUGCGAUCCAGAUGUUCCCAAGGUUUCAUCUGACUGUGAGGACAAGGCCAGAGGCCAAAGUGCGGUUCACCUCGCAGCAGCAAGCUGCAGGAGAGUGCAGGAUGAGAGGAGUUUCAUUGUGCCAUCCUGGCAAGCUGCUGGAGAGGCGGAAGCUUUCCCUCCCCACGGUGAGAAGCUGGGAGCCAGGCACGAGGCAGCAAGAUCUGGAGAAGAAGCCUUCCACCAGUGUGCUCCCCCCGUGUCCAGGCAGCUCCCCCAGGACAAAGAAGACAGACAGGCAGGAAGCAGCUCCUCAAGCCAAGUCCACCAGCACUGCGCUCCCUACUCCCGAAGCCUCUCGGAGAUUGGUGCAGGAGGUCUGGAACCUGUCCUCGCAGUGGGACCAAACAAAGAGCUCAUGGCCCUUGUACCAAAAGCGAAUACAGCAAGCCCGGGCAGAAAUGGCUGCUUGGGGAGCCUGGUCUCAGGGGGAGGACCGAGAGACACCUCAGGUCACCAGGCAACAUGAUUGGAUUCCCCAUCCCCCAGCCCAGCCCAGGAGCAAGGAGGUCGUGAGGAGGUGGAGGAAGGUUCAGAUCCCUGCCGCAGAAGAGGAGUGGAGAGCGGCAGCCAAGCUGGAGAGCCUCCAGCCUGACCACCUUUCCCCACGAGCACUGCAAGUUUUGAAAAGGUCGGAGCCGCAUCGCAGUCAACAAAGGGUGUUCAGAAGUGCUGCGGAGGAAAAGCGGCUGCGGCAAGAGCAGCAGCGGCUCCCCUGCGCUAGAUGCUGGUACCGCAACGGAGGGGAAGGUGCUGGGAAUGCUGAAGGCAGCAGCGGAGCUCUGAGCAAAGGGGCUGGGAAGCUCUCCCGCUUUCCACCCCUGAAUGGAAAAUAAAGAGCACAGCCAGACU